This is a messenger RNA of Oldenlandia corymbosa var. corymbosa, 735 nucleotides long. The record is from the annotation of a GenBank genome assembly. Lineage: Eukaryota; Viridiplantae; Streptophyta; Magnoliopsida; Gentianales; Rubiaceae.
AAAAAAAUAGUGCCAGCCGCCACAAUAUAGCUUUUCUUCUUUUAUUCUUAUCGGUGGCACAAAGUUGUUCUUCUCCUCCGUCCAAUUUGUAAGAAAAUCUGCCACCGAUUUUUUAUUAUCUUUUUGGUGUCCUCUUCAUUUAUCUCUCUCGCCAUGGACGCUCAGGGUGAAAAGAAAGAGACAAAACCGGCCGAUGACGGUGCAGCGGCGGGGGCGGUGGCACCAGUUGCCACCAUCCGACCACCGUGCCAAAUGGUCGGGCUGCCAAGUCACGGACUUGUUCAUAAGGGUGGACAUGGACACCGGCCGUUUAUGCCUCCUCCGCAGUUCAUCCCGGAAUUCAUGCAUCAAAUACCAAUGCUCCCAGGAUCAAGAAGCUUUGAAGUGACUUUUAGAUGGAAUUUCGGUGAUGAUUAUGAUGAUGAUUAUGAGUAUAAUCAUAAUCAUCAUGUUCAUCAUUAUCGUCACGGCCGUGGCUUUGGGCGGGCUCCACCUAGUCAUGGACCAUUUAGGCAUGUCGGACCACCACCAACGGCGGCAAGGUACGUAGCUCCGUUGCUCAUGUCCGCCAUGUACCAACAAUAUGGACCACCGGAUCCAUGCUUGUACCAGGAUAGUUUUGACUGCAAUUAUCCUUAUGAUAUGUCUCAUCCGGCGGCUGAUUUCGGUGGACGUUUUUAUUAUUAGAAGUUGUAGAGACGCACUUAUGGAGAUUUUGGAUUCUUUUCUUUCCGU